GAAAUUCUAAUUCAAAUUAGUAAAAAUAAAAAUUUCAUUUAUUCGAUUAUAAAUGCCUCGGCUCUUCUGCGUCGGUUCAGUAGCAUUCUUAUUUUGAUAUCCGUAACAACUCGAUGAGAGAACACAGCGCUUAGAAUAUGAAAGCAUUAAUUAUUUUAUUUAUACUGGCAGCUUUCGAUAGUUACACUGUGAGUACCGCACGCGAAGCUAUAGAACAAAUCGAAAUGCUCUGCAUGUUUGAAACGAAUGUGACCGAAUCGGAGUUAAGAAAAUUUCUUACUAAUGGUAUAAAAGCCAGUGAAGCUAAUCUGAAGUUAAAGUGUAUGAUGAAGUGUAUGAUGGAGAAGCAGGGUAUGUUCAAUAACGGUGUUUAUAACGCUACAAGAGCCAUUCAAGAAAUGACGAGCUUACCAGAAAUGAAAGGACGAGAAGACGAUAUCAAAAAAUCAGUUAAUGGUUGUAAAACUGAGAAGGGCGUCAAUGAAUGUGACACCGCUUUCAAGAUUACCAUGUGUCUACUGGAAUUUAAAUCGCGUAAACACUCAUCUUAAACACAUAUUUUUAUUUUAAACUAAGAAACUUUUGGGUAUAUAUUUUCUUGAGGUGUUGGUGAUAAUUGUAAAAAG
Molecule: messenger RNA, 626 nt
Organism: Zeugodacus cucurbitae (melon fly)
Lineage: Eukaryota; Metazoa; Arthropoda; Insecta; Diptera; Tephritidae
Product: general odorant-binding protein 56h-like
Exons: 2
Coding region: 138-551 (137 amino acids)
Biological process (GO): sensory perception of smell
Molecular function (GO): odorant binding
Source: RefSeq, a predicted model, not a curated record